UCAGAUUUAUUUUCCCGAUAAAGUCUCUGACAAUAAGAACAGAUCACAAAAAUAAUAUGAUGACAUGGAAGAACAAGCAUAGGAAUUUCACAUACAUAUUAUGGAAUGAAUCUGCGGUUAUAGACCUCAUUACAAAAGAACAUCAGGGUAUUUUGACUCUCUAUCAGUCAUAUGGCCACUGGGUUCAGCGGAUAGACGUGGCUAAGUAUGUUAUAUUGUACCAUUAUGGCGGAUGGUAUAUCGAUUUGGACAUAUCUUGUAAACAAAGUUUGUUCGGUCUUGCUGAAGAUAUGGCAAAUACAAAUAAAAGCGUCGUCAUGUAUGCUGAGGAAAAUGCAAGGGUUGCAACGGAUUUUUUCGGCAUAACACCUCGACAUCCAUUUAUGAAAUCCGUAUUAGACGCAUUGCCGUCCUCAAAUAGAUGGUUUCUGUCCCAGCACACAACCAUUAUGAUUUCGACAGGUCCAAGUUUCAUGAUGGGAAGAUAUCUGAACUACCCGUGCCAGGACGAUAUCCGUGUGUUGUCUCUGGAUAGUUUUGCCAGAUAUGCACUACUAUCUCAUGACUGUUCUUGGUGCGGACAAGAUUCAUUUAGUAUUUGUUUUAUUGAAGAUCAUAAAUUUUUAGUGUUUUGUAUCAUAUUGCUAAUAUCGAUUGUAAUGUAUAUAUUUUGUAGAAGGAAAGGAUUUAUUUCAAAUUUCUUAAAUCGCAACUGUAAACGCUUCCGCAAAAUUCAUGAAUAUGAACGCAAAACUGUUUGACAGUCAUCCACAUGUUUAACCUUUACUGGAGUGAAGGACGUGCUAGCUGGUACACGGCGGAAAAUGAAGUUGUCGACAAAUUGUUCAUUUAUAGACUAAAGGAAGGCUUAUGACUGUAUAAAUUGGCAAAUUGUAUGGUGUAAAUUAGAUAAUGUUUUAGAGAAUAAGUUAUUAAAUGCCAUAAAAAGUUUGUACAAUAAUGUUAUGCCCACAAUUGUUAACAGCUUUCUUACAGAAUGGCUCCAUGUAAACACAGAAUUGAGCAAGUGUUUGCAUUAUCACCAAUGCUGUUUAAUCUGUAUAUAAAUGACCUUGCUGUUUAGCUAGAUUCAAUGAAUAAAGGUAUUUAUAUUG
Mercenaria mercenaria is the source of this 1115-nucleotide messenger RNA. RefSeq lists its product as uncharacterized. Gene Ontology annotation, molecular function: mannosyltransferase activity. Bases 57 to 761 code for a protein of 234 amino acids. The record is from RefSeq and is a predicted model, not a curated record. Gene Ontology annotation, biological process: mannosyl-inositol phosphorylceramide biosynthetic process. The transcript is spliced from 3 exons. NCBI's taxonomy places the organism in Eukaryota, Metazoa, Mollusca, Bivalvia, Venerida, Veneridae.